GUCUAUACGGCGCAAAUGGUCACUGAUUCCCUGCGAAUUUUCGGUCAGUCACCGUUAGUGCGGCGACUUAACGUCACUUCCACAGAUUAUGAUUUUCGUGAGAUGUUGAUGGAUAUCCGCACCCACACAAGAGUUGUGCUAUUCUUUGGAGCGGCCUAUAAUCUGCGAAAGUUUUUGAUAUCAGCAGCGCGGGCUAAUAUGACCAACGGAGAUUACGUAAGCUUGAGGAAGGAUUACCAGCGGUGACACAUGUCGCAUUUGCUUCAUGCAGGCGCCGAUGGUUGCGUAAUCUUUCCAGGUGUACAUGACGUUCCAGAUUCUGGAUGGGCUGAAAGAUUACGGGCGUAUGCACUGGAAAUAUAACGACAGCAAUGACGCCAUCGCUUUACAAGCUUUCCAGUCUCUGUUGAUUCUGAGGCCGGCCGAUAUCUACGAUACCGCCCCGAGCGAUUUUCUAGAAAAGGUUACGGAGAGGACUCACCGGGACUUCAGCUACAACGAGAGUAUUCACGAAGAGCCGUAUCCAAUGUUGCUGAGCUGCUAUGGUGCCGUGACAAUGCUUGGGGAGGUUUUACACGAAUUGAAGACGGACGGAAAGGAGCACCCGUUUCUUGAUGCAGAAUAUUUGGCCAGGCAGUUCUUCAAUCGCACGUUUCACAACAACAUCAGCGAAAUUUACGUUGAUAGCAAUGGUGGACGGCAAAUGGAUCUAUAUCUAUGGAAAUUUGACAAAACCGGCAAUCAAACAAAACUGUUCCACAAAGUUGCAGCGGGUAACCCACCGGUGAUCCAGCUCUACGGCUUGGAUCACUGGGCCCGCGCUACCUGGCCACCGCCCAAUGAACCACCGUGUGGUUACAAUAACGAUCUGCGCGCCUGCCGUAAAGAGGAGCAAAAUACUUGGAUGAUCGCCACCGCUGUGUCGGUUGCUGGUGUCAUUUGCUUGAGCGUGAUCUUUGCAGCGACAUGGUGGCUCAGUCGACUGAACGCCAAUGUUACCGCUGUACAAACAUGGUGGAUAAUUGAACCAACUGAGCUGGAAUUCCCUUUGGCGAACUCUUUCCGAUCGGCUCAUGAAAGCAAAGGCCUAACGUCUGUCUUUCGGGCUCAACAUGUCGCGGAACGGUUUUCUUCGGCGAGGCUUAGAGGAAUCCCGGUGCUUGUUGAGAACAUUACAACUGUCGCAGCAGAUUUUGCUCACUCUCCGUUUGAUCGCAUCCGAAAUCGACAUGUGUUAUUACGUCGCUUGAACCAGAUGCUCAGUAUUACGCAUCCAAAUAUUUUACGGUUGUAUGGAUUGACUGCCCUAGGCGGCGGACACCAUAUCCGAAUAAGUGCAGUUACCGAAGCACCACAGCGUGGCUGUAUUUACGACGUAUUCGAAGGGUUAAUUAAUUUGGAUUUAAUAUUGAUUAGCUCUUUCAUUACGGAUUUCUUGCAGGGGGUGACCUUUAUUCAUUCCUCGCCUAUUGGUUAUCACGGUUGUCUGUGUGGCUUCCACUGCCAAAUUGAUAAGCAUUUCACGCUGAAAAUCGGCGGACUGAUAAAUUCUCAACUAUGCGAAGGCGGCAAUGGGGAUUGCAGUGGGGAACCAUCGAGCACUGCAUGGAGACAGCGCAUCAGGAGCGUUCACAACGUUUCCACAGAAUUUCAGCAAAAGAGCGAAAUAAGUGCCGUGGGCGUAAUAUUGUGGGAAUUGUUAGCGAAGGAAAAAUUUACUGGUACAGUAAGACUCGCUUAUGCAUUCACUUCAAAAUGA
Molecule: messenger RNA, 1759 nt
Organism: Paramacrobiotus metropolitanus
Lineage: Eukaryota; Metazoa; Tardigrada; Eutardigrada; Parachela; Macrobiotidae
Product: atrial natriuretic peptide receptor 1-like
Exons: 12
Coding region: 305-1759 (484 amino acids)
Biological process (GO): cGMP biosynthetic process; receptor guanylyl cyclase signaling pathway; protein phosphorylation
Molecular function (GO): protein kinase activity; guanylate cyclase activity; ATP binding
Source: RefSeq, a predicted model, not a curated record